AUGAAAAUAGCAGGUGUCUUUCUGUUCCUGUCUCUGACCCUACUCUGCUUUUUCUCAGUUAAGAAAGACUAUGCUAAUGAUGAUGAUAGUGGCAGCGAUGAUGACAAUGAGGCUGGUGCCUUUGGUCAAAAAGAAAAGAUUAAUUGUGGUGAGUUCCGUAACCCCAAUAUCUUCUGUACUCGGGAAUCUGAUCCACUCUGUGGCUCUGAUGGUUUGACGUAUGGAAAUAAAUGUGCCUUCUGCAAGGCGUUGGCGAAAAGUUCUGGGAAGAUCAACCUAAAGCAUCGUGGGAAAUGCUGA
Messenger RNA from Chionomys nivalis (European snow vole), 300 nucleotides. RefSeq names its product serine peptidase inhibitor Kazal type 6 (gene Spink6). Lineage: Eukaryota; Metazoa; Chordata; Mammalia; Rodentia; Cricetidae. Bases 1 to 300 code for a protein of 99 amino acids. The transcript is spliced from 5 exons. The record is from RefSeq and is a predicted model, not a curated record. Gene Ontology annotation, molecular function: serine-type endopeptidase inhibitor activity; protein binding.